Molecule: messenger RNA, 2482 nt
Organism: Oryza sativa Japonica Group (Japanese rice)
Lineage: Eukaryota; Viridiplantae; Streptophyta; Magnoliopsida; Poales; Poaceae
Product: wall-associated receptor kinase 2
Biological process (GO): cell surface receptor signaling pathway; protein phosphorylation
Cellular component (GO): plasma membrane
Molecular function (GO): calcium ion binding; protein serine/threonine kinase activity; ATP binding
Source: RefSeq, a predicted model, not a curated record
AGCGUCAUAGUAACGAGAAGCAAUGCAGAGUUCAGAAAUGGGGGUGUUUUCCAGCUUAGGCGUCGUAGUGUUGCUGUUACUGUUAGUCGUCGCCCUGGCGCCGGUGAGACCAGCGUCGGGUCAGCCAUUGCCGGGCUGCCCCGACAGGUGCGGCAACAUCAGCGUUCCCUACCCCUUCGGCAUCGGCGCCCGCUGCGCCCGCGACUUCGGCUACGAGCUCUUCUGCAACCACAGCUACUUCCCUCCGCGCCUCACCUUCUUCCCUCCACUCCCCACGCCUACAUCGAUCUUGGCCGGGCGCCGGCUGAAUCUGGCCAGCCUGUCCAUCGCCGACGGCGAGGCCGUAGCUCUCGUCAACGUGUUCCGCCAGUGCUACAGCAGCAACGAGAGCUACGUCAGCGACAACUCCCGUAACUACACGGUGUACCUGUCCCUCCUUGGCAGCAACACCUACCGCGUAUCCGCCGCGAGGAACCGCUUCGUCGCGCUCGGCUGCCCCAACCUCGGCUACCUCAGCGACGACGCGGGCUACUACAUCACCGGCUGCACGUCCGUCUGCCGACCGUCGCAGUGGAACUCCGUGUCGCCGGCGGCGUGCACCGGCGUUGGGUGCUGCCAGAGCAGGAUACCACCCAAUGUCACCUACUACGAGGCGUCCGUUCAAGGCUUCCAGGAAGCCCAGGGGAGAAUCUUCCGCGAGAACACGACUUCUUGCCGGUACGCGUUCGUGGUGGAGGACAGGUGGGUCGACACCACCUACCGGGACAGCGCCGACUUCAACCGGACCGACGACUUCGCCGUCCCCGUCGUGCUCGACUGGGCCAUCCGGAACGUCGCCAACUGCGACAUCGCCAAGCGCAACAGGACGGACUACGGGUGCAGGAGCACCAACAGCGAUUGCGUCGACUCCACCAAUGGUGUCGGAUACCGCUGCAAGUGCUCCAAUGGCUACGACGGCAACCCCUACCUUGACGGUGGAUGCACAGAUAUUGACGAGUGCCAACACUUAGACAAGUACCCAUGCCACGGAGUCUGCACAAAUCUGCUGGGAGGCUAUAAGUGUGAUUGCCCUCAUGGAUUCAGCGGAGAUGCCAUAAAAAAUGAUUGCCGUCCAAACGACAAGUUCACAUUAGCACUGAAAAUAGUCACAGGGGUCAGCGUUGGUGUGUUCUUGUCGGUGUUCAUGUGCUUUUGGUUGUACUUGGGGCUCCAGAAGAGGAAGCUCAUCAGAACAAAGCAAAGAUUCUUCGAGCAGAACGGUGGAGUGAUCCUCCAGCAGCAGAUGCACUCUGGUGGAGGCACUGGUGGGUUCAAAAUAUUUUCCACGGAAGAGCUCAAGAAGGCCACCAACAACUUCGCCGCUGACCGUGUUCUCGGCCGCGGCGGUCACGGUGUUGUCUACAAGGGUGUCCUGGAGGACAACAUGGUGGUGGCCAUCAAGAAGUCCAAGAUGAUGGAGGAGGCUCAAACCAAGGAAUUUGCUAGAGAAAUGUUUAUUCUCUCCCAGAUCAAUCACAGGAAUGUCGUCAAGCUGCUCGGUUGCUGCCUCGAGGUAGAAGUGCCCAUGUUAGUCUAUGAAUUUGUCUCAAACGGCACCCUCUACCACUACAUCCAUGGCAAGGAACCCACAACUGACAUAGCACUUGAUAACCGUCUUCGGAUAGCCGCAAAGUCCGCCGAGGCGCUCGCCUACAUGCAUUCAUCAGCUUCUCCACCAAUCCUCCAUGGAGAUGUCAAGACGGCUAACAUCCUACUUGAUGACAAGCUCAACGCCAAAGUUGCAGAUUUUGGAGCAUCCAAACUAGCACCAACUGAUGAGGCUGCAAUUGCCACGUUGGUGCAGGGAACUUGUGGGUACUUGGACCCUGAGUACCUAAUGACAUGCCAGUUAACCGAUAAGAGCGAUGUCUACAGUUUUGGUGUUGUCGUGCUGGAGCUUCUAACCAGGAAGAAGGCAUUGUACCUAGACGGGCCAGAGGAAGACAUGAGCUUGGUGUCACGCUUCACCACAGCAGUGAAGGCUGGUCGUCAUCGAGAGCUUAUGGACAGCCAAGUGAGGAAAGAGAUGAACGACGAAAUGGCAACAGAGAUUGCAGACCUCCUCAUGCGAUGCCUAAGCAUGAACGGUGAAGAACGACCAACGAUGAAAGAGGUAGCAGAGAGGUUGGAGAUGUUGAGGAGAUACCAGCAGCACCCUUGGGCUGAAGCUAAAGGUAAUGCUGAGGAGAAUCAAAGCUUGCUUGGCAUUGAACAUCAAAAUCCAAAUUACCAAUUCAGGCAGCAUGAUGUUCUUGAUCUGGAAGAAGGAAGUACAUAUACAUUUAGCUUGUAGAUAAUGUUGUUUGCGUUAAUCUUUUAUAAAUCAAUGAAUUCACAUACAAAUUCUUUUCUAUGUAAUAUGAAAACACAUCCAUGGGGUGCAACCAAAGAACGACCAAGAAAUUUAUGUGUUCUGUAAUAUAAAAGCAAGAAAUUGCAUAGA